UCUUGCCUGGGGUACAUGCAGCUGGAACAGAUCCUGGGGAUCACAUCAGCACAGAUCAUUCCCAUCCCUGUAACUCACACACAACCCCCCAAAGGACAGCAAAUGGGGACAUGCAUUGGGGACCUGGAGUGAUGCUGGCUGUUCCAGGCUGCAAUGCACCAAGGCUGGCACUCAUGCCUGGAGCAUGCCCUCUGUUUUGUUUUUCACAUAGUGACUUGCUAAAAUUUGGAGCAUGGCCACAUCUCAGCCUCCGCACCCAGGAAGUUCCUAGGGCAGGCUUCAGCAUCAUUACGUGCUUAGAGAAAAUAAUGAGCCCUUUGCAAAGGGCGGGUAGGAACCUGUAGAUCAUGUCUGGAUGAAACAUCUUGUGAUGCCUCAGUUGAACACAGCCAUCCACGCUGAGAAACACAGGGACACCCAGCACAGCUGAGCGGCACCAAACGCGUCCCUCUUGUGCCUCUCACCAGACUCAGUGAUCUCCUGUGUGCCCAACGGCACAGCCUCCCCUGCCACCACUGCUGUCACUGCUGCCAGACAUGGCUGCCCAGAGAGUAGCCAUCAUCGGUGCUGGCGCCUCCGGCUUGUGUGCCCUGAAAUGCUGCCUGGAUGAAGGUCUGGCCCCCACCUGCUUCGAGAGGAGCGGGGACAUCGGGGGGCUGUGGCGGUUCGAGGUAAGCACCAUGCUGUGCAGAGCUGCCCUAGACAGCAGCACAGAUAGGAUCUCUUACUGGCAGCUAAUGAAGCACUGCUGGGACAUCCCCUUGGCACAGACUGGGAUGCUGGCAGUGCAGGACUGGUUCUGCCCAAGGAGCCACUGCUGGGGCCAGCUGUCAGCCCAGGUUUGCUUUCCUGCCUCAGAGUGAAUGUUUCCCAUCCCUCCCUCCCCAGCCUGUCCUGAUCCCAUCCAUCCCUUCCCAUGGUCCCACCUGCCAACCCCCUUCCCCCUCGCAGCUGCUCCACUGCUGCUGGCAUUACUUUCCUAUCCUUCCCAGCCCCUUCUUCCUCUGAAGGUCCUGGCUGUCCCUCAUCCUUUACCUCUCCUACCUCCCACACAUAGGCACAGGGUGCUGCCUUUGUUCUCCUUGCCAAGGGAAAGCCCCAGAGCUUGUUUCUGCACUUGCCAAGCAAUGCCACUGUCUCUUCUUCCCAAGAAGAGCUAACCUGGCAUGCUCUGCUGCCCUGCCCAGCCUUUCAGUGAGCAGGACAGCCUGGGAAAGUGAACAGUGCUGGCAUGGGGUUUGGGGCUGCCUGUCUAACACGAUGGGGGUUUUGCCCAAUGAUGGAGCAGAGCUAAUGCAUGGGAGCCAGAGGCUGAGCUGCAGGGGCAAAUAUCAGGAACUGGGCUGAGCUGACACAAUGGCUGCCUCAGUCUUCUGGGACUAAUGGGAUAGUCAUAGCACAGUUGGGUUUGGGACCGCCACAUGUUCCCCUUGCCAGCACUGAGCCAUGCCCUAUGCCUGCAGGAGAAGCCUGAGGAGGGCCGCGCCAGCAUCUACCGCUCCGUCAUCAUCAACACUUCCAAGGAGAUGAUGUGCUUCAGCGACUUCCCCAUCCCCGACGACUUCCCCAACUACAUGCACCACUCCAAGAUCAUGGAGUACUUCCGCAUGUACGCGCGGCGCUUCGACCUGCUCCGCCACAUCCGCUUCAGGACCAGUGUGCGCCGCGUGGCCAAGCACCCUGACUUUGCCACCACGGGCCGCUGGGAGGUGGAGACCGAGAGCGAGGGCAAGCAGGAGUCAGCCACCUUCGACGCCGUGUUGGUGUGCACCGGGCACCACACUGAUGCGCACCUCCCGCUGCACGCCUUCCCUGGACUGGACAAGUUUGAAGGCUGGUACCUGCACAGCCGGGACUACAAGAGCCCGCAGUCCUUUGCAGAAAAGCAGGUCAUAGUGGUCGGCACCGGGAACUCAGGCAUCGACAUUGCGGUGGAGCUGAGCCACACAGCCAAGCAGGUGUUUCUCAGCACCAAGCGUGGGACAUGGGUGAUGCACCGGGUGGCAGAAGGUGGGUACCCCUUUGACUUCUCCUACCUCAGCCGCUUCACCCAGCUCCUCCAAAGCCUGCUGCCCCUCUCUGUGAGCAACUUCAUGCUGGAGAGGAAACUCAACAUGCGUUUUGACCACGCUCUCUAUGGUCUGAAGCCGAAACACCGGGUCUUCAACCAGCACUUGACCAUCAACGAUGACCUGCCCAACCGCAUCAUUUCAGGCAGGGUGCGGGUCAAGCCGAACAUCAAGCAGUUCACAGAAACAUCUGCCAUUUUUGAGGAUGGCACUAGGGAAGAUAUAGAUGCUGUAGUCUUUGCCACAGGGUACAGCUUCUCCUUCCCCUUCCUUGAGGAUUCUGUGAAGGUGGUGGAGAAUCAGGUCCCCCUCUAUAAGUUUAUGUUCCCAGUUGACCUGGAGAAGCCGACGUUGGCUUUCGUUGGCUACAUCCAGCCUCUGGGAGCCAUCAUGCCCAUCUCAGAGAUGCAGAGUCGCUGGGCCACCCGUGUCUUCAAGGGUCUGCACAAGCUGCCACCAAUCAGCACCAUGCUGGCUGACAUCGCACAAACCAAGGACAAAAUAGCCAAGCGGUAUGUGGCCAGCCGGCGGCACACCAUCCAGGUGGAUUAUAUUCCCUACAUGGACGAGCUCGCCUGCCAGCUGGGUGUUAAACCCAACCUGCCGAUGCUCUUCCUCACUGACCCUAAGCUGGCACUGGAGGUGCUGCUGGGGCCCUGCACGCCCUACCAGUACCGCCUGCACGGCCCAGGUGCAUGGCAGGGUGCGCGAGAGGCCAUCCUGUCCCAGCAGCAACGCGUUGACCAGCCCCUGCGGGGCACGGCCAGGCACCCAGUGCCGCGCUGCAGCUCUGUGCCACACAUCUUCAAGGUCUUCUUCAGCCUCGGAUUGAUUGUGGCCACGCUCAUCUACGUCUCGCUGUCCCCUCAGCCUCAGUGAAGGGGGCGGCUGGACAUCCCCUUCCUCUCCUUGGGGUUUCGGUGCUGUUGGGAGAAGCUCAAAGAGUCCUGCCGGAUGCGUAGUGGCAUGGCGAACUCUUUCCUCAUGGAAAAAGGAAAUAAAGCUUGUCCCCGUUCUCCGGGGUGAAGGGUCAGGCUCUGGUCCGCCUUCACGGACGUCCGCACCGCGCACACAUCGCACAACACAGAGCUAUUCGCGCCACCCACAGCAAAGAUGGCCGCCCCUCCCGGAAGUCACACCGCCCUCAAACAAAAUGUCUGCCCGGUACCAUAGAGAGCAGCGCGGGGGCGGGCCA
Meleagris gallopavo (turkey) is the source of this 3264-nucleotide messenger RNA. Lineage: Eukaryota; Metazoa; Chordata; Aves; Galliformes; Phasianidae. The record is from RefSeq and is a predicted model, not a curated record.